GUCUUAGACAUCGAAAGUGCUACUGUUUAUAAAUAAAUGAAAAUGAAAUUGUCUUCUGCUGUUAAACUUGUUUUAUUCUUAUUCAAAACCUUACCCAUAAAUGAAACCAAUUAUGUUCAGUUUGUGAGGCAGAAAUACGGGUCUUCAACAGUCAAGGAUGUUUGGUUAUUAGGAAAAUCUAUCUUAAGAUUACACAAAAUUAAACUAGAUUUAGCGUUCUUAAAAACAUGUAAACGUAACAAACUUACACCAAAAUUUAUUAAAUUCAAAGUCACUUUAGUACAUCAAGUGUAUCGUAAAUCAAUUGAGAAAUGUUAUCACGAUAUGUUAGUCCAAGAGAUAAAGUGGAAGAAACGCGAACUAACAAAAAUGUAUAGGCUAACCAACUCAAUGAAUGAAAUUAUUAAGCAACAAUUAAAUGAAUUUCACUUUAUUAGAAUUAGAUCUAUUAUUGAAUGUAUUGUUGAAAGACGAUGUGCUGUGUGGAAAAACAUACAUGAUAAGAAAAUACAGUUAUUGAAACAUCGUCGUGAAUUUACUCUAGAUUCACAAACAAAUCAAAUUAAUCCAAUUACAAAUCUAUCUAAUAAAAUUUUGAACGACGACGAAAAAGAAGCUCUGAUUAAUGGUCUAGACUUUGUGCCACAAUCGAAUAAAUUUGAUGAACAGUCUUUUAUCGCUAAUGUUGAACUUUGUUUUGUCUCACUUCUGGGUUAUCAAACGGAUCAAUUUGACUGGGAAGACAAGGAUCAAUAA
Messenger RNA from Didymodactylos carnosus, 756 nucleotides. NCBI's taxonomy places the organism in Eukaryota, Metazoa, Rotifera, Eurotatoria, Philodinida, Philodinidae. The record is from the annotation of a GenBank genome assembly.